Messenger RNA from Daucus carota subsp. sativus, 1181 nucleotides. Its product is annotated as protein FAR-RED ELONGATED HYPOCOTYL 3. NCBI's taxonomy places the organism in Eukaryota, Viridiplantae, Streptophyta, Magnoliopsida, Apiales, Apiaceae. The record is from RefSeq and is a predicted model, not a curated record. The transcript has 3 exons. Bases 95 to 958 code for a protein of 287 amino acids.
AUACCAUAUGGCAUUUUGGGUUUUCCCCCUAGUAAACUGAAUUCAUACCCAAGUAUUGGUUCUCUGUUUUGGUAAUAUUGAAUGUUCUUCCUAGAUGGAUGAAUCAACUCAUGAUUGUAUCGCCGGUGACCGGAAUAUUCUCUCCGCUGAUCCUUCCGAUCAUCAGAUUACUCAAGUUGGUUUUGAGGUUGAUGAAGAUCACAACGGCGAGGUUUCUGGUGCUUCCAUUUAUAUGGAAGGCAGGGGAGCUGAUGGAAACGAGAUUGGUGAAAGUUCUGAUGAAGGUACAUUUCAACAGGUUCUUGACGUUAAAUCAGAUCAAGAUCUCUCUCAAAGGGCAUUAUUUCCUUUAGAUAAGACCCCAUCAGGUUCAGAGGAACCAUAUCUUGGACAGGAAUUUGAAUCUGAGGCAGCUGCACAUGCAUUUUAUAACACAUAUGCUACUAGAUUAGGUUUCGUUAUUCGGGUGAGCAAACUUUCUCGAUCAAGGCGAGAUGGAACUGCCAUUGGUCGGGCUCUUGUUUGCAAUAAAGAGGGAUUUAGGAUGCCUGACAGACGUGAGAAGAUUGUAAGACAAAGGGCAGAAACUAGGGUUGGUUGCAGAGCGAUGAUUCUGGUCAGAAAGGCCAGCGAUGGCAAAUGGAUAGUUACGAAAUUUGUAAAGGAGCACACUCAUGGAUUGACCCCUGGAAAAGGUCGUAGGGAAUUGAUGUAUGAUCAAUAUCCGAAUGAACACGACAAGAUAAAGGAAUUGUCCCAGCAGCUUGCUAUUGAGAAAAAACGAGCUGCCUCCUACAAAAGGCAAUUGGAGCUAGUUUUUGAGCACAUUGAGGAGCAUAAUAAACAUUUGUCUAACAACAUUCAAGACAUAGUAAACAGUGUGAAAGAGAUGGAAUCUCAAGAGCAUUGGAAUGUUACACAACUGGAAACAAGUCGAGGCAAGCGAAAACCUUCUUGACGGGGUUAGAGAUAAUAUAAACUUAGACAUUUGUUUGUUACUCUAAAUGUUCCUAACAUCUUGUAUCAGCCUGCAGUUGGAUCAGAGACAUUCUUGCAAUCAGUCGAGAACAACAAUUGUUAUUACCUUAGUGGGGCUUCAUCCCCUAUGCGCCAAAAUUAAUUACAUCCUACCAUAUGUCAGUUUGUUGGUUCCGGUUGACUUGAAGAAGUUGUUUCUAGUU